AUGUUCUCUCCCUCCCCCUCUUCCUCCUCGUCUCGCCCCUCUUGGUCUGCCCGUCUAAACGCCCCCCGUCCCAUCUUCCUAGGAUGGACAGCCAUGAUCUUCAUCGCCGGCACGUCCUACUGGUUUGUAAAGGAGCGCAACCUCCAAAAGCGAAAGACGAUUAUGCGACGGGAGGCUGAGGAGAAGAGGAGGGAGCUAGCGACGAACUCGGAGAUUUCAGGAGGAGGGAUUUCGCAAAGUGGUACGGGUGGAAGUGACGUCGAGGGCGAAGACGGGGAGCGCACAAAGGAGGCUUCCCUUGCACGGUACCUUGCGCAGGGCGAGCGGAGGGAGCGGCAGGAGAGCGGGCAGGCUGGUGUUGGCGGGGCGGGAGCUGGAGCGGCACAGAGCCCGUUGCAGAGCUUGCUGAACCAGCUCAAUAGACAGACAUCACAGCGUAGGAGAGGAGGCGGAGGAGAGGAGUGA
This is a messenger RNA of Microstroma glucosiphilum, 465 nucleotides long. RefSeq lists its product as hypothetical. The record is from RefSeq and is a predicted model, not a curated record. Lineage: Eukaryota; Fungi; Basidiomycota; Exobasidiomycetes; Microstromatales; Microstromataceae. The coding region runs from base 1 to 465 and encodes 154 amino acids. The transcript has a single exon.